This is a messenger RNA of Trachymyrmex septentrionalis, 504 nucleotides long. RefSeq lists its product as uncharacterized. The record is from RefSeq and is a predicted model, not a curated record. NCBI's taxonomy places the organism in Eukaryota, Metazoa, Arthropoda, Insecta, Hymenoptera, Formicidae. The transcript has 2 exons. The annotation marks the transcript as partial.
AACAAGGCAGGAUACGACACAGCAGUGGUGUUAGAUUUUUUUAACAAACUUUUUGAUUCUGUAAACGCACAUACUUUGCAUCCAGAAAGUCCUUUACGAGUUGCGGUAUUAGAAAAUAGCAAACAUCAUGAUUUUUGGUUGUAUGCUAUAAGAUUACUAUCCAAUAUGCGAUAUAAUGCAGGCAUAAAGUUUUUAAAGACGAGAAAUAUUAAUCAAGAGUCACUAGAAAACUUAUUUGGUAUGAUUCGUAGUCACGAACGUAGAAAUAUCAAUCCUACAUGUAGCCAAUGUACGAGUAGUUCUGUAGACAAACACACACAAAACACUAUUAAUCCAUAUAAUCUAAUUUCGAAACGCUCUAUGAGUACUAACUGCGAAAGCAAAAAUGAUGAUGAUUUACUAUUUACAUUAAAGAACUUUGUGAAAGAUGUUUCUCAGAUGUUAACACAGUACAGAACAAACAGUGGAAGAAGAUUCUGUAGAAUCAUUUCAAAUUCCGCAUAA